GUAAUCGAUUCAGACUUAUGGAAUGGACUACUGCAUCACGAGGAUGAAUUGAAUGGUGUCGAGAAGGAGAUGAACGAGGUUGUUGAAGAUGUGAGAGUGGGGUGUGCACAGCAGUUGGAACUACGGAGUAACUUCAAUCUGAUUCUGAAAGAGUUGCACGAGCAGGUGAAGGGCUGGCAGACGAUGCUAGACGAUCUGGAGAGUGCGGAGGCUGGCGAGAAGUAG
Messenger RNA from Anisakis simplex (herring worm), 225 nucleotides. NCBI's taxonomy places the organism in Eukaryota, Metazoa, Nematoda, Chromadorea, Rhabditida, Anisakidae. The record is from the annotation of a GenBank genome assembly.